This is a messenger RNA of Coregonus clupeaformis (lake whitefish), 1021 nucleotides long. Its product is annotated as calcium-binding protein 2-like. The transcript has 8 exons. The record is from RefSeq and is a predicted model, not a curated record. Gene Ontology annotation, molecular function: calcium ion binding. Lineage: Eukaryota; Metazoa; Chordata; Actinopteri; Salmoniformes; Salmonidae. The coding region runs from base 86 to 751 and encodes 221 amino acids.
AGAGGAGAGCAAGUGGACCCAGUCCUGUCAUUCACAUUACUGCAGGAGGAAGAGUGAAGCAAUUUUUUUGCCAACCAGCUAAAGGAUGUCUAAGACCCCGUCCACCACGUCUGCAACUUCUGUAACCUCUGCAAUGUCUGCAGCCUCUACAGACAGCAAAGGUGGUAAAUCCCGGAAGACUUCGUCCUCGGGUUCGGAGUCAGCUCCCAAGAAGGUGUCUAAGAAAGAGCAGAAGAGGAAAGACAUGGAGAAGAUACACACCACCCUGCUCAGCAGCGUGUUUGGAGCGGAGAGGGAGUUGGCCCAAGCAGAGUUGGAUGAGCUGGACUUUGCCUUCAAGGAGUUUGACUACGACUGUGACGGCUACCUGAACUACAAGGACGUAGCUGAGUGCAUGAGGACCAUGGGCUACAUGCCCACUGAGAUGGAGCUGCUGGAGAUAGUGCAACAGAUCAAGAUGAGGAUGGGCGGUCUGAUGGACUUUGAUGACUUCUGUGAGCUGAUGGGUCCCAGGAUAAUGGGAGAGACAGCUGAUAUGCUGGGGCUGAAAGAGCUCAGGUCCGCCUUCUCACAGUUUGACCAGGACUGUGAUGGGAAGAUCAGCCAGGAUGAGAUGAAGGAGGCGGUGAAUAGUCUACUGGGGGAGAAACUGAAGAAAGGAGAGCUGGAAGAGAUACUCAAAGAGAUAGACAUCAACGGAGACGGAAGCGUCGACUUUGAUGAGUUCGUCAUGAUUCUGUCCAUUCGGUAAGUGCUGGAAGACCUGAGAAGACGCUAUCAUUUGUGUGUAUGAUCAGCUUUAAGGAUGAGAUGUACUCCUCUCAUCUCCUCACUCCUCCUUUUCGCUCCUCUCUUCCUCUCCUCUCCUGUUCUCUCCUUUUCUGUUCUCUCCUCUAUACUAGAAAAUAAAUAUGGUGUACAAUGGGCAAGAGUAUAUUCUUAAAUGUAUUUUAAAUGUAUUUGGAUUAUACUAAUUCAUCAGUUUGUAGACACUGAUUGGCUGUAUGUAAUAUGACAUGUA